AUGGCCCUCGAUGAACUAUCCAAGAACAUCAGCCUUACGGUAUCCAAGGGCAACGAUUCCCUUUUCCACCUUUGCUGGCGACGACAAUCCUGCUCGCAAUGCCUGGCAGACGACGUGAGCUGCAGUUGGUGCGCAAUAUCGUCUACCUGUGUUCCAAAUCCAGGACGGAUCCCAAUAUUAGCUCCCAUCGGAUCCGAUCAGAUCUGUCCGCUUGGAUCGAAAGAACGAUGGGAACUGCGGGCGCGCCCGCUAGGAUGUAACGCGAGCACCUUGACUGUUCUGUCGGUUAUGAUAUCUAUAUCAGGAACUUUGGCUUUAUUUGCUAUUUCAGUACUGAUUAUCUGGUUGGUGAAGCGGGUUCGGCGGCGGAUGAAACAGACGGAGUAUGAGCGCUUGGACGAGGAUUCUCAGAAUUCACCUUGGCUUGGUUGGCUCGAUUGGGCAUCCUUGUUUUCAUUGGGUGGUCUCUUUAGCCAGGGGGAGACGCAGACCGAGACACAGGGGCAAGGGGCUAAUCAAGCUUUGGCGGAUGAAGGCCAGGAGGAUCCCGAGACACGGCCAUUGCUCGCAUAA
Messenger RNA from Penicillium longicatenatum, 573 nucleotides. RefSeq lists its product as uncharacterized. Lineage: Eukaryota; Fungi; Ascomycota; Eurotiomycetes; Eurotiales; Aspergillaceae. The record is from RefSeq and is a predicted model, not a curated record. The coding region runs from base 1 to 573 and encodes 190 amino acids. The transcript is spliced from 2 exons.